AGACCCCUAAUCUCUGUAUGUGACAGUCUGGCAACGGUAAGCACCGGCGUUAGGGCCGCAUUUUCCUUCUUUGCUGGUAGCGCAUAUUCCGUCUCUCGUGUUCAGAGCUUCGAUUUCUCUUUGAAAUGUUUCACUCCACGGAUUUUGCUUUACACCGUGAUGCUGCGUGAAAAGCCUGUGACGCUUUUCCCACUCUUCUCGACCUUUUUUUUUGCUUUUAAGAUGCGCAUCUGCAUUAGCGAUGAGAGCGUAUCUCUUCGAUGCACCAGUGCCACGUCGCCCAUCGAGUUACAACUCCUCUAUGAAUUUCACACCCUCUCCCUCUUUCUAGCUGCCCGUUACAACACCUCGCCAUGAAUGGGCCUGAAGUCCAGCUCUUCUCCUUUCUCAAUCCUUUACUACGCAUAGUUAGCACACCUCAAAUGGUGGCAGAUGAAUGGCACGCUGUGCCCGCUGCGGGGUGAGAGAUGUUUUUGCUGGGUCCCCGUUUGUCCUUCCAAUACGACCUGCCGUGCAUCUUUGCAGCUCUGGUUCUUGGUUUUUUGUCUCCUUCCUUUUCUUAAUAAUAUUCAAGUGCAGUUAAUCGUGGCACCUCACUCUCCCCCCUUACGCACGCGAUGCGCAGGGUCCAUAGAGGUUGUUGUCAUCAAGACUGCACGAGAUGGCUCAUUCUUUGAAUGAGGUGGUUGCCUUGAAGGUUUUUGUUUCCCUCGAUUCGAAGUUGCAUCAGUACAGCGACACCGUUUCGCAACCAAUGACGGUGCCUGCUGGCGAUGACAACGAGAUUGUCUUCCGAUGCGAAGAUCACCUUUUCCAACUGAGGCCCUGAAUUCAGAAGAGAUGCUUCUGCGCAUCUGUCUUCGUGCGAAAGAAACCCAGUGCACGAAUCAGCUUUCACCAACCAACUUCUUACCUCUGAUUCAUUGUAGGUACUUGGAGUCAAAGUGAAGAGCGAGAGAGAGAGAGCGGGCUCAAUUGCGAAUCACUCCCUUCAAGCUUGAAGGAAGGGCGUGAAGAGGAUAAGAUGGAGAAGAAUGGCGCCUUCGAUUCGCUUUGCAUUUGUGACGGCAAAUGAACACCGCCGUGGAGAGUGUGAAUUGUGCAGCACCGGAGUUGCUCAUGCUGCAUCAGUACAGCGACGCCAUCUCACAACAAAUGGUGGCGCCUGCUGGCGAUGUCAGCUAGAUGAGCAAACGAUUGCAAGAGUCUCGAGAGGCGACUGUCUUGUGGUGAUGCUCUUGACGGCGUCGAUGCGGGUGUGGUUUUUGUUUUCCCCUCUCAAGUCUACAUGGCUGCGCUUUGUGAUGAGUACGUUGAAAACAUUUUUUCCAAGUGUACCUUGAUCGCUUCCCAUGAAAUUCAUUCUUUUCCAUCUAUGAACCCUUUAACUCUGAAGGCGAUGGCAGAGGUGGAGGAAGAAGGGGCAGCAAAGCAAGCGCCCUGCCCACUCCCGUGUUCGCACUUCCUUUCUAUUUGUCUUUGCCUAAGCGCUAUUCGAUGCGUGCGUGCUUUUCUUGCUCGCGAAGCGGCUCGUGAAUACCCGUCGAAGAUCAAGGAGGGGGAGUUGGAUACGUUAGCGCCUGCACCCCUGCGGCGCGACAGUAAACCGGCGUCCGCCACACAAACACACAACAGCAAUAAAAGAAAAAGCAAGAUAUACUACAUAUAACAAUCGAGCGUCUCCUGGAUGACUUGCGAAUAAUAAUAAUAAGAGAUUCUCAUUCGUGCACUGUUAACCCAUUUGGUGUGGCCCUACGCGUAGUGCUGCGUGGACGGUGGUUGUUUUGGUGGAUGUGCUAGCCAAGAGCACAGCUCCCACUUGUAUAUGUGUGUCAACCAUCUCUCUCUCUCUCUUUCAGUUCCGCCUAAAAAAGAAAAUAUGCCUUACAACAAUUUCUUCUUGCGCCAUUUCCGUUGACCUGAACACCGUCAUCGGCGUUUUCUUCUUCUUUUGCCGCUUUCACCGGACCAAGUUUCUUUUCUCAUACAUUUUUUUUUGCACUUCAGCGUCCGGAUCUUUUUGUUUUGCCGUCUCCCUGCGCCGACUUCUUUCCCCCUUUCCGUGUUUUGAACCUCCCGCACUCGCAAGCCGACGCGCGCCGCCUCCGCCCGACGGCAACGCACCGCUGCGAACACAGCAAACGCAGAGAAAAGGAGUUUGAACGGAAGUAGCGGGAAAUCGCACUUAGCUGUAGAACGACAUCCAACGAGAGAUUAAGAAAGAAGAGUAAAAGGACAAAAAAACAACAACAACCGUACGUACGUUUUUGUUUUUGCGCGCGUUCUUGUAUUUCAGCAUUAAGCCUCGAAGUUCUCGCUCGCCGUAACACUAAAAGCCGGAUUCCUCUUUGUGCCUGUGUCAAGGGGAAAAAGAAAAAAAGAAAAAGCAAACAAGCGAGCAAAUACACAUUUCUAGACGAACAGACCGGACGAUUCGAAGAUGUUCAACAAUCAGGAAAAGAAGGGCGCCAAGCAGGCGGUCAACGUGAAGGCUGGUACGGAGCGACGUCAACGCCAGCUCAUGUCGGUGCGCCACCAGAAGCACGGCGAGGUCAUGAAGCACCUCCGCGCUGAGGAGGACGACGCGUCGUCACAGACGGCGGUGCAGGUGGCGAACCCGGAGGAUGUCUGGUCGUACGACGCCCGCUCAACCCCGGCCUCCGUGCCGGUCCCGCUGCUGCCCACGCUGGUGAACAUGUGCAUGAACGGCCCGACCGAUCGCGAGGUUUUCCAGGGCACGCUGCUGAUCCGCAAGAUUCUCUCCGUCGAGCGGGACCCACCGUACGACGCGGUCACCUCCAGCGGAGUGGUGCCCCGCCUCGUCUCCUUGCUGGAGCGCAACGACUACCCGGAGCUGCAGUUCGAGUCCGCCUGGGCGCUCACCAACAUCGCCGCUGGCACCUCGGAGAACACGAUGAUGCUCGUGAACUGUGGCGCGAUUCCGCGCUUCGUUGCCUUGCUGGCGUCGCCCAACGCCGACUGCCGUGACCAGAGUGCGUGGGCCAUCGGCAACCUGUCGGGCGAGGGCGCCGGCUGCCGCGAUGAGGCGCUCAACCACGGCGCGAUGGUGGCCUUGCUGAACGUGCUCAGCGUGCGGGACCAGCCGAUUCACGUGCUGCGCAACGCGACGUGGGCGGUGUCGAACUUGUGCCGCUGCAAGCCCCUCCCACCGCUCGAGAAGGUACAGAUCGCCCUGCCCACGUUGGUCGACCUGCUGAACAACGAAGACGAUCAGCUCAUCGUCGAUGCGGCGUGGGGCAUCUCUUACAUCAGCGACGGGCCGGCGGAGCGUGUGCAGGCGGUGCUAGAGGCGGGUGCGAUUCCGCGCGUAGUGGAACUGCUCUCAGUGCCCAGCACCAACGUGAAGCUCCCUGCGAUUCGCAUCAUCGGCAACGUGGCGGCCGGCACGGAUGAGCAGACGCAGGUGAUCAUCAACAGCGGUGCCCUGCCCGCCAUGGGGGAGCUGCUGCGCCACCCAAAGCGGGCGCUGCGCAAGGAGACGUGCUGGACGAUUUCCAACAUCGCCGCUGGCCAGGCCUACCAGAUUGAGGCGCUGGUGAACGCGAACGUGUGCCUGCCGAUUCUCGAGUGCCUCAGCGCGCCGGAGUUGGACGUCAAGAAGGAGGCGGUGUGGACGGUGGCGAACAUCACGUUUUGCGGCUCGGUGGGGCAGGUGAAGUACUUGGUGAACAUCGGCGUCAUUCCGCCGCUGUGCGAGGCGCUGCGCACGUACGACCCGAAGAUCGUCACGGUGGCGCUAGAGGCCAUGCAGUGCUUCCUCCAGGUCGGUGAGGACGAGAAGAACGCCGGCACAAUGGAGGAGAACAUCGUAGCGAAGCAGGUGACGGAGUGCGGCGGCAUCGACACGAUCGAGGAGCUGCAGUCGCACGCGGACAAGAACGUGUACAACCUCGCCCUGCAAAUUUUGGAGGUGUUCUUCACGACGGAGGACGAGACGGGCGGCUUUAAUGAAGGCGUGGGCGCCGGCGUCAUGGACUUUGCUCAGGGGAACAACAACGAGAACGGCACGCAGCAAGGCAACGGCCAGUUCAACUUUUAG
Messenger RNA from Leptomonas pyrrhocoris, 4060 nucleotides. Its product is annotated as putative importin alpha. Gene Ontology annotation, molecular function: protein binding; nuclear import signal receptor activity. Gene Ontology annotation, biological process: NLS-bearing protein import into nucleus. NCBI's taxonomy places the organism in Eukaryota, Euglenozoa, Kinetoplastea, Trypanosomatida, Trypanosomatidae. The record is from RefSeq and is a predicted model, not a curated record. The transcript has a single exon. Gene Ontology annotation, cellular component: nucleus; cytoplasm. The coding region runs from base 2441 to 4060 and encodes 539 amino acids.